UAAAACUAACCAAAGACUCUUAAACUUUUAGAGUGUCUUCCUCUUUCUUCAAUAUCAACAUGAAGGAAGAAAGCCUUAAUGCCAAUAUGAAACACUGUCACAAAUGUCUCAACAUGUCAGCAUCAUUCUUCGGUCGUGCAAACAUAAAUAUUGGAAUAAUUUGUCUUUCUUUAAUUAAGCUCACUAUUUGGCCAAAGCUGAUAGAAGUAAAUCAAACAGAUUAAAGACUAGAAAAAAACACACCCGCAACAAAUCCCAAUGCUGAGGACAGUGUUGGUGUUGUGCGCCGUCUGCGUGUGCGUGGUGAACGGGGGCUACACAUUCUUCCGCUCUAUGAAGACUAUGGGAACUCGACGGAUGUUCGGUGGGACUGAGGUAAAGGAUAAUUUCCCAGCACUAUACUAAUAUCUACCUACAUUACGCGGGUGGCCGUGUAUGGCAGUAGAGAAAUAAAAAAUGCCAAGAUGUACGCAACUGGUACAGAGGGCCGUAACGAGUCACGCCACUUGUGUCGAUUCUAUAUGCUAUAAGUAGCUCAUCUGAAAGGCAUUUCAGCUGUUGAUAUCUGCUGAUUGUCCAUUGAGAAAAAUAUGCCCGUUAUGUGCUCAGCAGUAAUUACUGAGAAAGUUUCCAUAGUUGCCAAAUUUCCCUCAUGAAACAAUUUCGGAAUCUUCUCGUAAUUUUAUCGUAAUAUUGUAAAAAAGGAUCAAAACUUUAUUUUCCCAAAUAUUGAAACUAUAUUUGUUUCUUGUAAUAUCCGUAUGUGCAUAGGUGCGCUCAUGCGCCUGACUACGCGCAUACACGCUGCUGAACUAUGCGCAGUCACCACGGUGCUCUUGCACCGUGUUGGUGGCGGGCGGCGCACUGUGCUGGCUGUAACGUUGUGUGCUGUGUGUAGGUCCGCUCAGCCUCCUGGCCGCGUGCAUGCGCGCUGCUGGACUAUGCACAGCUGUCGCACUGCUCCUGCGCCGUACUGGCGCCGCGCUGGGCGCUCACGGCCGCACACUGCGCGCGCCCCGUGAUCGUCUACGUGCAGUACAACGGGUUGGAGUUAGCUGAGUCCGAUUUGGCUAGAGUUGACAUGCUGUACCAGCACCCGGAGUACCAGGUGAUGACGAAGCCCGUCGACGACGUCAUGGACGUAGUGGUGCUCCACCACGACGUGGGCUUGGCGCGGACCCGCAGCGACAUGCGGCUGCGCGUUGGCGAACACUGGCUGCGCUCCGUGCCCACUCCUGUCGCCAGCAUCGCCAGUUAUGACGUCAGUGAGCUCAAAGGACGGGAAGUUGAUGUGCUCGGUUUCGGCACGACGGACGAGAAGCCGAUAGCGCGACACCUUCACAGAGUAAGGCUGCUGGUGCAGGACUGCGACCGCGAGGGCUGGCUGCACUGCGCGUGUGCGACGGGCGCGGAGCGCGGUGUGUGCGCGGGCGACUCGGGCGGGCCCGUGCUCUAUAACGGCACGCAGGUUCACACCACUGACUUAGGUUACCACGAACUUAUUAAAAUGGCUAACCAUUUUAAUAAGUUUGGACAGUGACUUGAGAGUAAUAGAACUGCUGAAUGCUUGUAUGAUCUACACAGUUUUUUCUAUUGUUAAAAGUAGCCAGGGCAAGUGGGGUCUUAGAGAUAAUGCGUGCGAGAGAGGUGCGUACUGUAGUAUACAAGUUAAAGACUUGUACCGUGACCGCUCUUUGCUAAAAGAAGAAAAAAGUGCGGUGCCAUACUUAUAGGUACAUUUUUGCUGAGGGAUGGAAAGAAAGGCCCAACCCAUUCCAGGCCGAGGCUUGCCGAGGUCUAGCAAAAGGUCCGAGUCAGAAAAUACCUGUUUCCACCGAGGUAUACGUUCCUUCCACGAUGUGGCGCGCACGGUGCACCCGGCAGUCCCCUCGCCCCCUCGCAGCGGACAAAAACUGAAUUUUCUCAAAAAAGUACGUCAAAGUCGACUUUGCCGGUUACAAAAUAGGUCGUGAAUUGUGUAGCUUAUGGUAGUUAUGGUCAAUCAAAUAUCUAAAGUAGGUUGGCGUAUUUCUGCAGAAAAAUCACUUCUACCUUUUAAUUAAAAAGCGGCCAAGCAUAUAUUAUCAACAGUUUUAUCUGUGAAAAUAUAUACGUAAGAAUGUUGCUUCAGUAAAAUAUGUCUGUUAUGUUUAUAUUUCUUGCACCAUUUUUGAGAAGAGCACUAUUAGGAAUCAAUAACUCAAAUUUGAACUAUCGUAAUAACGGCAUUCACACAGUGACAUUAGUACAACAUUAGGAGCUCCACCUUACAGAAAAUCGCAGCCAAAUAACACUAGACCCUACUCAUAGUGUUGUGAUCCUGCCGGUGAGUAAGGUUGCCAGAGCUCAACAAGGGGUGGGAGGGGGUUAGGGUCGGCAACGCGCAUGUAACUCCUCUGGAGUUGCAGGCGUACAUAGGCUACGGAUACUGCUUACCAUCAGGCGGGCCGUAUGCUUAUUUGCCACCGACGUAGUAUAAAGAAAAAAGCUCUGAGCUGACCAUUUGACCACAAUCACCUGAAUGGCGUAGCGUAGGAUUGGAUCACCUUGUCCUAUUCUGCUGUGCCAUCUACCAUUCUUGUCACCUCUGGUUUCUUUGAUCUGAUCACCGCUACCCUCCUAAGUUCCGUCCCCCCCACAGAUCGGCGUGACCUCCCUCGGCCCCUCAUCCUGCGGCGGGCUCACCGCUAACCCCCCGCUGUCCCGCUCCGUGUUCACCGUGCUGCAACCGUACACUGACGUCAUCAAC
Messenger RNA from Cydia pomonella (codling moth), 2749 nucleotides. RefSeq lists its product as uncharacterized. The record is from RefSeq and is a predicted model, not a curated record. The coding region runs from base 1082 to 1540 and encodes 152 amino acids. The transcript has 3 exons. Gene Ontology annotation, biological process: proteolysis. Lineage: Eukaryota; Metazoa; Arthropoda; Insecta; Lepidoptera; Tortricidae. Gene Ontology annotation, molecular function: serine-type endopeptidase activity.